Folsomia candida is the source of this 2011-nucleotide messenger RNA. RefSeq names its product aldehyde dehydrogenase, dimeric NADP-preferring-like. Gene Ontology annotation, biological process: aldehyde metabolic process. Gene Ontology annotation, cellular component: cytoplasm. Bases 213 to 1709 code for a protein of 498 amino acids. The transcript is spliced from 13 exons. Gene Ontology annotation, molecular function: aldehyde dehydrogenase (NAD+) activity. The record is from RefSeq and is a predicted model, not a curated record. NCBI's taxonomy places the organism in Eukaryota, Metazoa, Arthropoda, Collembola, Entomobryomorpha, Isotomidae.
ACACUCCGCAAGAGUUGGUACCCACAGAUAGAUUUAUUAUUCAUGUAACGUUCCUGAACAACACUCGUUCUUGCCAAGAGUGAAAACAGUUCGUUUUUUUUUCUGGACAAUUUUCUCAUUUGCAUUCCAGUCUUUUUUGGUGCGACGGUCUUAACUGACUCCUUGGAUUAUAUUCUUAUUUGAUUUGCAUACAUUUUUCAGAAUUAGGAAAUAUGUCGAUCGACGCAUCUUUUGAAAAGGUCAUCACGGUGGCUAGAAAUGCAUUCAAUUCAGGAAAAACUCGUCCCCUUUCCUUUCGAUUGGCGCAGUUGAGGAAAUUCGUGAAAAUGAUGGAGGAAAGCAGAACGGAAAUUCAACAUGCGAUCAACUUGGAUCUGAGGAAGCAUAAAUUGGAAGUCACUCUGUACGAGAUUGAGGGCAUUAUCCACGAGGCCAAAGUGUUUAUUGAUAACCUCAAGUCUUACGCGAGUCCAGAUGUCCUCCCGUUUAAUUUGCUGGCUGCCCUGGACAAAGGAAUGAUUGAGAAAGUUCCGUUCGGCGUUGUCCUGAUUUUGGGGGCAUGGAAUUACCCGUUCUUACUUUCACUGCAGCCAAUGAUUGGGGCAUUGGCUGCUGGAAACAGCGUGGUCUUGAAGCCUUCUGAAGUUGCGCCACACACGGCACAACUGAUGGCAGAAAUGAUAACUAAAUAUUUGGAUCCGGAAUGUUAUCACGUUAUCCAAGCAAACCCUGAGGAAACGCAGCACUUGCUUAAAUACAAAUUUGACUAUAUUUUCUACACGGGUUCGUCAAACGUUGGAAAGUUGGUGAUGCAAGCGGCAAGCCAGCAUCUUUGUCCAGUAACUCUAGAAUUGGGGGGGAAAUCACCUGCCUACAUUGACGACAAUUCGGAUUAUGAAAUAGCCUGCAAACGAGUUCUGUGGGGCCGUUAUGCGAACGCUGGGCAGACUUGUAUUGCCCCUGAUUAUCUACUUUGUUCGAAAAAAGUCGAGACAGAAUUUGUCAAGUGUGCCCAAACCAUUGUCAAGGAAUGGUACGAAGGAGAUGCCCAAAAAUCACAAAGUUUUACCAGAAUCAUCAGUGAAAGACAUUGUUUGCGAUUGAAAAACUUGUUGGACACGACUCGAGGGAAAAUUGUACUCGGGGGCAGAGUCGAUGUUCAGGAUUUGUUUGUGGAACCAACCAUCGUGGUUGACGUGGCCCUUGACGAUCCUUUGAUGAUGGAAGAGAUUUUCGGACCGAUCCUCCCAAUCGUUUCUGUAAAUUCAAUUCAUGAAGCGAUUGAUAUUGUAAAUUCUCGACCGAGACCAUUGGCUUUGUAUUCCUUCGCCAAGAAUUCAAAAGUAAACAAUGACUUUAAGGACAAGACGAUUAGUGGAGGUGUCUGCAUUGGGGAUACAAUGUGGCACUGCGUUUGGAACGGGCUUCCUUUUGGUGGAGUUGGUAACUCUGGCAUGGGAAGGUAUCAAGGAAAGAGUUCAUUCGACACGUUCUCGCAUCAUCGAUCCGUUCUGGACAGGAGCAUGAGUCCACUUAGCGAGAAAUUGGGAGAAGCUCGAUAUCCACCAUACAAUGACACCAAGAUCAACAUGUUCACCUUCAUCAUUCGCCACUUCUUAAAGUUCGAUGUUACUGCUGGGCCCAUUUUUACGCACAUUUUGGCAUUCCUUAUUGGUGCUGGUAUCAUCGCACUUAUUGCGUGGGCCUAAAAAAGCUUACGCAAAACAACCUAUUUUUUCUUAUGACAGUAUUUUGUCAAGUUCUUGACAAACGUUUACAUGAUUUUUGACCAUGAUGACUUUUACUUCUUUCUGUUUUAUGUUAAGAUUCAUUUUAUUGUAAAAAAUAGGCUACAAAUUUUAUGUUUCUUUAAAGUUAUAACUUGCUUUUUGUAUAAAACUCUUUCAUUUAUUCGCACAAAACAAAAAAUAAUAGUUAUACAACACAAAAUCACACUAUACAAAUUACAAAUGUUUUAAAAAUUUGUGAAUAAAAUAGUUUACAAUGAGAA